Messenger RNA from Temnothorax curvispinosus, 2891 nucleotides. Its product is annotated as protein FAM160B1-like. Lineage: Eukaryota; Metazoa; Arthropoda; Insecta; Hymenoptera; Formicidae. The record is from RefSeq and is a predicted model, not a curated record. Bases 141 to 2687 code for a protein of 848 amino acids. The transcript has 7 exons.
AUGGAGGGAACCGGGAAGGGGACACGUCAAAGUCGCGGAAAGCCGCUGUCGCUGUCGUUGUCGGGGAAAAAUCCGUUUCGCCGCGCGAUGAGGCGCGACUGGACGGCACUGCUACGCGGGAACGUCACGCGAGUCCGCGGAUGAGAGCAGGGGUGUUGUGCGCGCGAGUGUGUAUCCCCCGCGAGCGAGUUAACAUGAUCAGCGGCAUUCAGAUCGCCCUGAAGAAUGCCAUUGACGUGAUAGCCCCGCCGGCGACACCGUUGCAGGACUUCACCUACCACUGGAAACAAUUGAUGAACUUCUAUGUGAGUCAUCUGACCGAUUGCAAGGUGCCCGUGCAAAACACCAGCAUACCCCGACAUCUGGACGUGCUGCUGGAUAUCUUGUUGCAAGAGGAGAAGGAGGAGAAUGAACCGGGGCCUUGCCUGGAGUAUCUCUUGCAGCACAAACUCCUGGACCUCCUGGCGACUCUGGCCAGCGCGGAGACGCCACCUGGCAUGCGAACGGUCUGCCUCGGCUUUCUGCGAAAACUUCUCGGCAGGUCGAAGUAUCCCUUGUUGCAUCACGCGUCCAUCUACGCGCCGAUACAACGAUUAGUGGCACUCUGCAACGGUAACCCACCGUCGCCGAUCGAGGCCGAGGAGGUGCAGUUUCUGUUAACGAUCUGCUUCCUGGUGUGCAAAUAUCCUCACGUGACCAACAUCAUCAAUGACGCGCCAGUUGUGCAAGCAGUCAACAAUCCAGCCAAGAAAGAUAAUGAGAGGACGGAGAUCCAGAGGGUGACGUAUGUCCCGACUAGGAAGAGAAACAAUUCCAAUCCCUUGUUCGAGCCCUUGGACACCCAAGCGAUCACGUUGGUCAGCCCAAAUCUCUUUGAUAAGGAACGCCGAAGACUACCACGUUCGAAUCAUGUUUUCAAGACGACCGCGUCGGAUCCCGGACGCUUGUCCAGAAGGUCGAACGAGUCCGUGUCCUCGAGGGAGGAGAGCAUCUCGUCGAGUCCCCUGGCCCAAAAGUCCGUUUGCGACUCGCCCUCGUUGGACACGAAGAGCAACGGGCAAUGGGAGGAGAAGAACGGGGGAGACUACUCCGGGAAUAAAAUCGACGAACAUCUGCAAAACCUGCGCGACUUGCGGUUGGAUACCGACUGCAGUGUCUACGACGACGCGAGCUACGUGGCGGGUGAUAGUCAGAGUUUAAAGUCGCCGAAGAUGCCGGAAAAGUCUAAGUGUCUCUUACUGGAUUCCCUGAUGAGCUACUUAAAUAGCGCGGACAACACCGUGAGAAUACGAGCGUGCGAGGGAAUAAUGGUCCUGGCGUCCCUGGAUGAUCCCUCGUUCGCGCAAACGGUGGCCAGGAGCGAGCUAUCAACGAUAGUCUCGACGCGUCUCGAGAAUCUGUUCAAUGCCAUCCCGGCGCACGUGGACCACUUGGAUAUCUACAACGUGGACGUCACGUGGGGCCUGGACUCGCCGCUAUGGACCCAGGAAAAGAAGUUUCCCGGUUGCCGGCAAGUGGCGGCAUUCUUCAUGUGGUACGACUACUGCAACCAGCUGAUCAGGGAAGCUCAGCUGGAACUCGCCGAGAUAUUGGCGAGGACCAUUCGAGUGAUGUUCUUCGAGAGGAUAGUGACGCCCGCCUUGGCCGAUCACCACGUCGUACUUAUCACAGCUCUUGUUGCCAAGUGCUUGAAGGAAACUACCUCCUCUAUACUGUGCACAGAGGUGAGUUACUGGUUGGUCGGACAAGACAGAGAUUCGGAAAUACCAAACGUGUGGACGUCGCCGGUAUUGCACAGACUGAUAGAGAACUGCUUCACGGACAGUAACGAUCUCACGGUAGAAACGUUGAAAUUGUUCGAAGAGGCAAUAGACAAAAGAAAUGAGCACAUAUUGCAUUGUCUCUUACUGAUCUAUCUGUCCACGCGAGCGUAUUACGAUAACACCGCUGCCGAUAGUGCUAUCGCUUCAUGGAGCGACGAGGAGGACGAAAGAGAGAAGGAGAAGAAAGGAUCUCUGGAUCUUUCCUACGAGCAAAAUCACAGCCGUACUUUGGCACCGAGUAAUAUCCACCGAGUUAUCAAUUGUUUCCUGUCGUUGAUGCCGCGUUACUUGCAAACAGAUCCGGACGUCAAUAACUACGAGAAGUACAUGCCAGCUUGGGAGCAGCAGUACACCUCGGUGCUUUCCGACUGCGCUCUGAUGGCGUGGCCGUUGGAAGCGGUAAUGGUAGACGACUCCGCGAGUUCCGACUCGCGACCGGAAGCCGAUCAUUGCUCGGGCCGAUUUUACAUGGGACCGUUCCUGAGCAUGCUCUUCGACAAGACCAGCAACAUGCCGAAACAGACGUACGAAGUCAAUUUAGAGAUCACAGGAUUGAUCUCCAGAUUGGCGCUACUCCCGCACCCGUACCUGCACGAGUUUCUGCUGAAUCCCCUGCUACCUCUGAUACCCGGCACGAAGAGUCUGUUCUCGUGCUUACAGAAGGUUGUCAAGCAGCUCGUUAGCGAAAUACCAAAGACACCGGAGAGUAAGAUGAUGCUGGCGGAGACGAGGCAAAGAUUGCUGAGUACCUGUUCUCAAGAAGAGGAGAAAGAGAACAUUCUAUAUGAAAGCGCUGUAGUAACGGAGGAAAUUUGCAAAGAUCUUGCAGCCAUAGCAUACGUCAAGUAUCAUCAUUCUGUUUAGCAAACUUCUACGUAUUUGUUAGAUAGAAUGGCAAUACUUGUGAAUAAUUUAUAAUAGAUAUUAAUAUAUCAAAAUCAUACAAAAAAAACUACUUGUAUUUUAAGUAGCAAAUACCUUUUGUGAUGACUUUGUAAGAUACAUAAAUCUCUAAUUAAGUAUGACGCAAGAUACAUUUAAUUAAUUAAACUAUUAUCAAGAAUCGUA